Messenger RNA from Perkinsus marinus ATCC 50983, 1206 nucleotides. RefSeq lists its product as hypothetical. The transcript is spliced from 8 exons. Gene Ontology annotation, biological process: box C/D snoRNP assembly. Gene Ontology annotation, molecular function: metal ion binding; RNA binding. The record is from RefSeq and is a predicted model, not a curated record. Gene Ontology annotation, cellular component: nucleus. The coding region runs from base 172 to 1206 and encodes 344 amino acids. NCBI's taxonomy places the organism in Eukaryota, Perkinsozoa, Perkinsida, Perkinsidae.
AGUUCUUCACUGGCUCAUGUCCGAUGACGGGUCUACCGCCUUUCCUGUCUGCAUCACAGUCUAGCAGCGCACCCAGACGUGAGGCAUCUCGAUGGUCCACAGGUUGUUGGGGACAAGAAGAAUGGGGAUGAGCUGCUUCUCCUCCUGCUCAAUUGGGGAGUAAUUGGGAUAAUGGAUGGUAUGGCGGUGGGGAAUGGAAUGUCUCUGGGAAGGGGGGGCUCGAGUAAUGACUGGUGGGUGAAUCAAGGAUACCCUCCUCCUCCUCCUCCUGGCAAGGGAUCAUGGGGGUCUGCGCUCAACUACAAUGAUAUCAAAGGGAAGGGUAAAGGCGUUAAGGGCAAGAGUGGUCACAGAUUGGGUUGUGAUGGGUCCGGGCAAUGGGGCCAUCCACCAGCCAAGAAAGGGAGGUGGUCGUCAGACGAACAACAUAAGAGCGAAUUUUAUUGCAACCCAUGUGGAAAAGAUCUAUUCACUGCCGAUGCUCUCGAUGAGCAUGUCCUCACCUUUCACGUCACCUGUCCUCAUCCUGGUUGUGAUUACAGUGCGAGGCCUGAUCUUGUUGCCGCGCAUAAACUGUCCCAUUGCCUGAUCACAACUGCUGAUGGUAAAUCGGAAUCUCUGACUGCGUCACAAGCCGAGACUGAUGCGUGGCUUGCACGGCGGAAGAAGAACUUCCCUUCGAGAGCUCGAAACGAUGCCCCGAAAGAAGCGUUUAAUGUGAGCGAGAUGUGCACAUUAGAGAAAGCUAUACGGGCGUCCAUGAGGGAGAAUAGGGAACGGAGAAAGAGAGAACGAGCUGAGCGUGAAGCCAAAUUUGCAGAGCGACGAAUAUGUACGCAUUUUGCCAAGUUUGGGAGAUGCAAGUAUGAGGACUCAUGCCAUUUCGAGCACAUUCAGCCGAAGAAAGGGAUAUGCCGCUUCUUCCAGGAGAGAGGUUAUUGUCGUCAUGGAGACAACUGCAAGUUCAAUCACGUUAAACAACAAGAGCAGCCGAAGGAGAGUAUGCAGGAACAGCUCAUUCGACGACUAAUGCGUGACGAUAUAGAUAGAUAUAAUGCUACAGUUCUACAGUGCCUGAGAUUCUUCGUUACUGAACAUUUCUUCGAGGAGAAAGCGGAUGCUCUGACUCUUGGUGACGCUGAGUCGGAUAACGGCUCGGGCAGCGAUUCUGAUGACGAUGAGUACUCCUCUGGGGAUGAUACAUGA